UGGCCUCCCAGGUGAUAAGACCGGUAUAUAGCCCGCCCGGGCUCGGAGGCUGGGAAGCGGAGACACCGGCAACUCGGAAGAGGAGAUGGCCAGUAGGAAGGCAGGGACCAGGGGGAAGGCAGCGGCCAAGCAGGCCCAGCGUGGCUCGUCCAAUGUUUUCUCCAUGUUCGAGCAAGCGCAGAUCCAAGAGUUCAAGGAGGCUUUCAGCUGCAUCGACCAGAACCGUGAUGGCAUCAUCAGCAAGUCAGACCUGAAGGAAACAUUCUCCCAGCUCGGGAAGCUGAACGUCUCUGAUGAGGAGCUGGAGGAGAUGCUGCAGGAGGGGAAAGGCCCCAUCAACUUCACCGUCUUCCUCUCGCUCUUCGGGGAGAAACUCAACGGGACGGACCCCGAAGACUCCAUCCUCAGUGCCUUCCGUAUGUUCGAUCCCAAUGGCACCGGCCUGGUGAACAAAGACGAGUUCAAGCAGCUCCUCCUGACACAGGCGGACAAGUUCACCCCCGCUGAGGUGGAGCAGAUGUUUGCAGUGACACCCAUCGACAUGGCAGGAAACAUCGACUACAAGUCCUUAUGCUACAUCAUCACCCACGGAGAUGAGAAGGAGGAGUGAGGGGAGGGGGCCGGCUUGGUAGCCCCCAGCAUGGAACAAAGUCAAUAAACCCUAGAGUCAAAGCUC
Molecule: messenger RNA, 676 nt
Organism: Ornithorhynchus anatinus (platypus)
Lineage: Eukaryota; Metazoa; Chordata; Mammalia; Monotremata; Ornithorhynchidae
Gene: MYL7
Product: myosin light chain 7
Exons: 7
Coding region: 86-610 (174 amino acids)
Biological process (GO): heart contraction; cardiac muscle tissue development
Cellular component (GO): cytoplasm; myofibril
Molecular function (GO): calcium ion binding
Source: RefSeq, a predicted model, not a curated record